Messenger RNA from Capsicum annuum, 597 nucleotides. Its product is annotated as H/ACA ribonucleoprotein complex subunit 3-like protein. Lineage: Eukaryota; Viridiplantae; Streptophyta; Magnoliopsida; Solanales; Solanaceae. The record is from RefSeq and is a predicted model, not a curated record. Gene Ontology annotation, molecular function: box H/ACA snoRNA binding; telomerase RNA binding. Gene Ontology annotation, biological process: ribosome biogenesis; positive regulation of telomerase RNA localization to Cajal body; rRNA pseudouridine synthesis. Gene Ontology annotation, cellular component: box H/ACA snoRNP complex; box H/ACA telomerase RNP complex.
CACUUCCAAAUACCCAGUUAGUUACCCAUUGGCCCAAAAGGCAAAAGGCGACCCAAGUCCAAAGGGUAAUAGGGUUUAUUCACGCUAACUAAAAUGCUAGUACGCUAAUAAUUCACAAAAGCUCAAUUUUUGCUCAAAACUGUUCAAUUUAGAGAGACGAAACGCUGCUUCCAAUCGCUGCUCGCGCUCAACAGAAAGAGUCACCACUGGGUUUGGCCACACAAUCUGCUCACCCAGCCCGCUUUUCGCCUGAUGAUAAAUUUUCAAGGCAAAGAGUGCUUCUGAAGAAGCGUUUUGGUUUGCUUCCUACCCAAAAACCACCUCAAAAGUAUUAGGCAUUUUUGGUGUCUAGUAUUCCUUUCUAGCUGUUAGCUUCCCUGUCUUGCCGUUGUUGAUGUGAAUCAUUUUAAGUAAUAUGGUUUUAACUCAGAUUGCAUGUCAGAACUUCAAAACCCGCAUGUAUUAUUGAUGUUUUAUUUUACUUAACGGUGGAAAGAUGUGGAAUUUUUCUUAAGGGGCUCCGUAAAUCUGAGAGGAGCCAAAGGUUGCUUCAAAUUUGAUCUAUACAAUCUGAAUGAGAUGACUGUUAUGUAGAAA